Molecule: messenger RNA, 174 nt
Organism: Lachancea nothofagi CBS 11611
Lineage: Eukaryota; Fungi; Ascomycota; Saccharomycetes; Saccharomycetales; Saccharomycetaceae
Source: the annotation of a GenBank genome assembly
AUGCAUUUGAUGUACACUUUGGGACCAGAUGGUAAGCGUAUCUACACUUUGAACAAGACCACUGAAGAUGGUGAGAUCACCAAAUCUGCCCACCCAGCGAGAUUUUCUCCAGACGACAAAUACUCCAGACAAAGAGUAACAUUGAAGAAGAGAUUCGGUAUGAUUCCAAACUGA